AUGUCUCUUCUCCGGGAGGCAGAGAGAUGUGUUGCCAAUCAAAGGGCCCAUGCCGGUCUCAAUGCCCUGAUUGCGCCCUUGCAACGCUCUGAAGAAUGGCUUUCCCGAGUGCGCCAGGCGGAUAUUCGUCGCGAAAACAAAAGCCCCAAGUCGAGAUUAGAUGGGCGGUUAGUAACGAUCAAAGACAACAUCUGUACGCGUGAUUUCCCGACGACAUGCGGCUCUGGGAUCUUGGAUAAAUACUCGAGUCCGUUUAACGCGACAGUGGUAGAACAGUUGGAGAAAGGCGGGGCCAUCAUUGCUGGAAAGACCAACCUCGAUGAGUUCGGCAUGGGAUCUCACUCGGUCCAUUCACGAUUUGGUCCUGUCAAGAAUCAACACCCAAGGCACGGCCGGGACGUUUCUGCCGGUGGCAGCUCUGGUGGGAGUGCAGUCGCGGUUGCGACAGACCAAUGCUAUGCAGCCUUAGGUACAGAUACGGGCGGAUCGGUUCGUCUACCGGCUGCGUAUACCGGCACCGUCGGUUUCAAACCGUCUUACGGACUCAUUUCACGAUGGGGAGUUGUUGCGUAUGCCAACUCGCUAGAUACUGUUGGAAUUCUGGGCAAAGACACUUCAAGCGUGCGUGCUGUUUUCGACAACAAGCCAAGCAAGCGAUUAAUGAAGAAAAUCGCAGAUGUCGUGAACCGACAUGAUCCGCGAGAUCCCACGAAUCUCUCACCUUCUUCACGUUCACGUAUACUUUCCUCUCUUGACUCCCCGCAAUUUGCGUCUCGUCUCGCCUCCCGGCCUCUCAAAAUCGGUUUCCCCAAAGAGUACAACGUCUCGGAGCUGACUCCUGCUGUGCGCCGUGCAUGGAUGCUGGCUCUUUCCCACCUUCGGAAGCAGGGGCACACCAUCCACCCUGUAUCAGUACCAGCCACGAAAUCAGCUCUCUCAGCGUACUAUGUCAUCGCGCCAGCCGAGGCAUCGUCCAACCUGGCAAAAUACGAUGGCGUUCGAUACGGCACGCGGGCCGAAGGACCAGACGGUGAGGGCCGUACAGACGGAUACCUUUAUGGCAAGACUAGAGGGCAAGGCUUCGGCGAUGAGGUGAAGCGCCGAGUCCUCCUCGGCACGUUUAGCUUGAGCGCCGACGCGAUUGACAACUACUUCCUACAGGCGCAGCGCAUUCGUCGUCUUGUUGUCCACGACUUCAAUGCGGUUUUUAAUUUAAGCCAUCCGUUGGCUGAUACGAGCAUACAAAACGGUCCAGAAUCAGAGAAUGCUCAGCGAGAGGUCCAGAGAGCCGAUGUUGACGUUCUGGUUUGUCCCACUGCGCCGUCCGCUCCGCCAUUCCUGGACAGUCUACUGGGUGGCUCUGCGUCCUCUCCUCUCGAUGCAUAUGUCAACGAUAUCUUCACCGUCCCUGCCAGUCUGGCGGGACUCCCGGCGAUCUCUGUUCCCAUAUCACUGCCUGAUCCCCAGAGUCAGGACCCAGAAAUGAUUGGUAUCCAGGUCAUUGGACAGUAUGGUGAUGAUGAACUUGUUUUGAAGGUCGGGGGGCUUCUGGAGGGUCAGAAACUAUCAUGACCCGCUCUAGCCUCCGACAUGGGCUUGAAAACCUUCUUUUCAGUGUAUAUAUUAUUCAUUAAAGCUUUUCUGUACAACAAACAGUACAAUAUCGGGGGUGCUAAGACAAUAAAGAAGGUCUUGAACCCCAUGAUCCACGCCCUGAACCAGCUCCAAGUUCUUCUUAGAUCAUUCCGAUCUUUAUCGACCUCUUUUCCAUCGAUUAAAUAGUCCAGGAUAGCUGU
Molecule: messenger RNA, 1796 nt
Organism: Penicilliopsis zonata CBS 506.65
Lineage: Eukaryota; Fungi; Ascomycota; Eurotiomycetes; Eurotiales; Aspergillaceae
Exons: 4
Coding region: 1-1572 (523 amino acids)
Biological process (GO): glutaminyl-tRNAGln biosynthesis via transamidation; mitochondrial translation
Cellular component (GO): mitochondrion; glutamyl-tRNA(Gln) amidotransferase complex
Molecular function (GO): glutaminyl-tRNA synthase (glutamine-hydrolyzing) activity
Source: RefSeq, a predicted model, not a curated record